UAAAGUAAAUAUAAUAACGAAUUACUCAUAGACAAUAGGAAUACGCACAUACAUUGAUUAUUAUUGGAUCAUGUAUGUAUAUGAAUUGUUCAUACUUAUCUAUUUUAUUAUGUGAACCUCAAUAAGUAUUGACAUUAAAUAUGUAUAGAGCCAGCAUUAUUCAAAUCUUAUUUCUAAUAACUACAACAAUCUGUCAAGAAUCCAGGUAUAUUGUAGCAAAAAUAUCACAAAAGAAGAAAUUAAAGACAGCGAAAGCUUAAUUAAAGAAGAAAGAAUACGAUAGAAAGCGAAAAGAGGAAAGCUUGUGCUGAAACUUUACAAAAACUUUGAGAAAAAGAAAAACUUAAAUAUUCGGGAAAAAAGAUCAAGUAAAGCUUGAAAGUGCUAUGAAUUUAAGAGAAAGAUGACAAAAAAGGGAACAGUGGCGAUAAAUUAGCGCAGUUUACAGAAAAAAAUGUAAUAAAGAAGUAUUCAUUAUAUGUAUGAAAAAAGUAUCAAAAUGCCGGAAGAAGCCCAUAAUGAAAGAUAAAUAACUUUAUGCAUGGAAUGACGUUCUCCAAAUAAUUAAACCUCCUAAGUUACUUAAAAAAAUUAAUACUUUGUAGAGGAAGUAGAUAAAGUUUUAAAAAAUGCAAAAUACUUAAUAAAACUGAAGGAAAGUAAAUUUUAGAGAAAUUGGUAAAUCAUACUGGACUCGGCGAAGUUAUAAAUUAUGGCACCGGUAACCUAAAUCUUAACAUAAUACUAUUAAAUGUACCUGGAAAGAAUAUAGAAUGUGAUUUUUAUGAAUAUAAACAAAUGAGCCGGAACAUAACAAUAGAUUUGAAAAAUAGAUGUAUUGAACCUGCUUCACAAAAUGAUCUAUCAUUCUUUAGUAAAAGAGUUAAAGGACAAGCUGUACAACACACAUUUUUAAUAAGAAAAACAAAAAACAAACGCGACACUAUCAAGUGUUCGCUAACUUUCAAUUUUGGAAAACAAUCUGGUUUUUUUACAGUCAAUAAUAUGUUUGAAGCUUUAUAUAAUCUGGAAGUCUACAUGAUAUUGUAUGAUUUUGAUAACAACACGUCUAUAAACUGUGAGCAAAUAAUACAAGCUGGUAAAAUCAAUAAUGUUUACAAAAAUAAACUUUAUAUAACUGUAAAACCAAAUAUAAAAAAUAGGGUAACAAAUGAUUCAAUCAAUAAAAACCUAACAUAUUACAAGUUGAAUGACGUUUACAAGAGUACUUGUCACGGACAGAUUAUUAUUCAAGUCGAUAACAAUAACAAAAUUUUAAAUGUAAGUCGAGUUGAUAAAUUAAAUCCUUUUACAUAUACGUUGCGCGUGCAAGAUAAUAAUACAGAAAUGAUAUGUUUAUAUUAUUCCAUAGUCUUUCAAAACUCUGUAAAAUUAUACAGACGAAACAUUUCAAAACAUAUCAUACUGUUAUACGACGACAGCAGUGAAGGAUUCUCCAUGGUAUAUAUAUCAGUACUUUUACUGGGUUUUAUAACCAUAGCAUUAUGGUAUUUUUAUAAAAGAAAAAACGUUACAGUUAAUGUUCCUUCACAAGAAGAAGCAGUAUAUAGCGAACCUAUAAACGUACAGUAUGCUGAAUUACAGCUGAACGCGGCAAAAAGACACACACCAAUUCAAAGGGAGAACGUUGCGUAUUCGGAAAUUAUUGGUAUACUGGCUCCUCGAUAAUCUUUACUUUUUUUUCCAACUGGAUGUAACAAAUAAGCUGACAGCUUACGUAAUGUAAACAGCACAGAAUACUAUGCUGAACCGCUGAACUGCUUCUUAUACGGUGCAAUUCCGAAGAAAAAAUGCAUCUCCUUAUCCAGUAAAUGCACUAUCUUCAAAGUAAACCACAGCUAUGCUAGCACAGUUGUUUAACGGCACAGAAAUCAUUAACUUUGUUAAUUAAUAAUUUUUGGUCAUUCUCUACCGCGUGUGUAACCAGUAGAUAAUAAUUAAUCACUUAAAAUAUUAAUAAAGACUACUUAGGUAAUUAUAGUAUUUUUGAGUAUGUAACCCUAUAAAUAAUAUACUUGUUUUGUAAAAUAUUAUUUUAAUAAUUCUAACGAAGCCUUGAAAAUCAUUAUAAAUAUACAUGAUUUUGUAAACAAUUUAAUAACAUAAAAUUAAUUGUAAUUCCUGACAUCUAGUAACUAACUUUGUAAUUAUUAUAAUACAACCGUAGACUAAAUAGGAUACUGAAUGCUCAUAAGAAUUACUAUUGUUCCACUUAGACGAUAGAUGUCACUAUCGCUUAAAAUAAUUUAUAUUGCAAGACUAUUUUAAACUAAUAAUUUUAUAUAGCUAUUUCUCAAUACAUUUAAAUACAAGCAAAUUUUAAAUUUACAUUACUGUAGUGGACUGAAAUGUCAAAUCUUGUAAUAUUUGUCUUAAAUUGGUCUAGAUUAUUUGGUAAUUGAUAAAUUGGUAUAGCUGGAAAAACAUGUAAAAUUUCUUAUUCUUUUUCAAACAUGCUUUAGAGGACAGAGGUACCCAAGCAAACAUUGUGUUUGCACGGCUGUGCUUCGGUUUAAAGGGUGGGAUAUGGCGUGAAUUUACUGGGUACAGAGGAAUAACAUCUGAGUCCUCAGGAAUGGCAACGCAUGAGGGGUAUCAUGGGCGAAACAGUAUACUCUGUUAUGCCCAUAGUACUGCUCAUGUCUAUAGGCGACGAUUACCACUUUCCAUCAGGUGGGCCGUCAGAUUGUUUGCUAUUCUAAGUUGUAUAAAAAAACGACUUUUGUACAAAGUCUCCCUCUGGAAUGGAGAAGAACGUAGGCUACUUUUUAUCCCGGUUCGUGAAUAUAUCUCGGUCACGCGGACAAAGUUGUGGAUUGAAGCUAGUAUUAGUAUAAGGCACAAUACAAUACAACUUACGAUAGUUAUUCUUUAGAAAUGUUUUAUAUUACGUACCCGAGUUUCGUAUUGGAUUAUAUAUUAUAUAAUUCAAGUACCUACAUUAAUUGUAAAAUCACCGAUUCUGAGAAUACAGUUUGAUGGAUGCUGAAGAAAAAGUGUUGAUACGAAAGCAAGUUAAUUAUAAGGGACGGGCCACCAAUUUUAUUUGUUAUCUUGGCAAUUGAUAUAAGGCAAGGUCCGUUCCUAAAAGUAUGUAAUGAAAAAUAGCUUUUGGAUAUUUUAAGAUUUUAACCCAGAAAAAAAAACUAUUUCAAAUGUGGCAAAACAAGUUAAUUUGAUUUAAAAGAAACUACUGAACUGACUAUGAUAAAUUUUUUGGGACAAUCUAAGGCAGUGAUUCUCAACCACUGUGCCGCGGCACUUUUGUGUGCCGCCAAUUUUUAAAAGUGUGCCGUCAAAUUUUGCAAAUAUUUAAAAUUUUUGUCAUAAACUAUUUAUGCAGUGUGUUGUAGUAAGUAAAUAUUUUUUAUCUUUUUCUUUGUGUGCCGCCAAAUUUUGAAAUCGUUAAAUAUGUGCCGCAACAAAAAAAAGGUUGAGAAUCACUGAUCUAAGGUAUAUCUUUUCAGAUAUAAAAGAAUUUCCCAAAUCAGUUUAUAACUGACAAAAUUAUGAGGCAUCAAAAAAAAUACAACCAAAUUGAGAACUUCCUUUUUUUAACUCGGUUGAUAAAAUGCUCUAAUUUAGUUAUUUCACCAAUUAUGAUGUUACUCAAACCAUCAUCAGAGUCGAUUAUGUUCGAGGCUCAGUAUCAGACAGAGCUCACCUAUUACCUAACCAACAUAAACCGGGGGGAAGAGAUUGUUAGUAAUGGGGUCUAACUACCCCCUUGCUGGCAAUAUACCCUAUCAGGUCGACCGUGGUUCCCCCUGGAAACUAUCGUGGUUAAUUCUGGUGGAAUUCUUCACGAUGGGCUUACUGACCUGCUUUCAUGCUCACCUAUCAUCUAUCACUAGUCCUCCACCAGCGUUACCAAUAGCGCAGGCGGGGUUACCAUUCCAUUGUCACCCAUUAAAAAAAACAACAUAGCAGUAACAGGCAGCGAGGUUACUACUCUAUUAUCGUUAAUGUUUAUUAAUAUUGAAUUUAAUUUAUUAUUUUUUCUGUUAUUUGAGAACAAAUAUUAUGAGUUAAAAUCUCAGCACAGUAUUCAGCUCCUGUCUGGUCGCUGGUUUUUAUUGUUGAUAAAUUUGUAGGAACUUUGAUCCAGAAGAAUAAAAUUUAAAUAUUGACAUGCAUGUAUUGUGAAAAGACAAAAAAAAAACAAUAUUAUCGUAGAAACAAAAAAAAAGUAUUUUACAAUAAUGAAAUAGUUUCUGUAUCAAUGUUUUUGUUUAUAUUGAAUACAUAUUUCUUACAAUUACAUACAUUCCUUACUCACAAUCAACUUGAACUUGACGCGUGACAAGUAUAUAAAACUUAUCUUCUUACUUACUUAUCCUAUGAAUUAAGUAAGAGUAUAACCUACGUCUGUACCAAAUCUCAUUUCAAAUUCGUUUAACUAUUCAUUAAUAUUUACACAGGCGAAGCCGUGGUAUAUAGCUAUUAUAAAGUAGCUAGAGUUAGUACUGUAAACAUGUAGCUUCGUUUGCAACAUAGCGAUUGACUAAGAUAAAAAGUAAUUAUUUUCUUCUUAACCUAAAAUACUAGAUGAAACAAAUUUUAUGACGAUUGAUACAGCCGAUAUAGUACUGUUAAGUAAGAACCAAAAGCUACUUACAUAUAAUACUCACAAGUAAGUAAGGGUACCGCACAUAACCAUCAUCCAAUUUGUCCCCAAAUCUCUUCCCAAGCGAUCGCGACGAAUUAAAACAUUUCAAAUUAUAAUUUACUUAAUUUCGUUUCAAGAAUUGACCGGCAAAAACAUAUUCGGAACACGGUGAACAGAAUCGGCCAAUGGCGGCGCGGUAUCAUAAGAAAGGGUAAUUAAAAAUUCGGUCAUCAAAAUGGCCGACAGCGGACGUGGAGUUUAGCAGCGAAACGGUCAUUUGCAGUAAAAAUAUUUUUAAUUUUUUUGUCUGCGACUUCGUACUCUUUGUUUUUUUAAAUAUACGUAACUGUUAUUUCUAUAUUAUAUAUGAUAUUACUUCAUAUAUCCUAUCUUAGUAAAAACAAACAGGCUAGCUUAUUAGUACGUGUAUUUCAGAAGUAGAAAAGUCAGUGGAAUAGACCAUAAAUGGCGUAUGAAGAUAAAAUAUAUUACCAAUUUUUAGGUUACACCUAUAGAAAUACAACUGUGAAGCGCGCAUCCAAUUUGAUACAGUAAUUUUUGCGUAAACACGGAACAAACAAAUAGACGGAAAGUCAAACUAAAUUUUCAUAAAUCAUUGAUUUAUAUACUCUUUAUUGCACCAUUUAAAUAAUAAUAUAAAAAUAUAUAUUUAGUAAUAAGAUGUGCAAUAUAAAUAAUAUAGCAAUCUCGAUUAAUAAAUAAUUUGGCAUUAUAUUAAGACAGCUUAUAUUUUUUUUUAAAUCUCUCAUGUACAGAGAUCGUGUAGUUACAAUUAGAUUAUAUGAGUGCCUAUUACUAAGACUAUUUGACUUUCAGGAACAAAACCGUAAAAUUUGCAUCUAAUUUGGUACAACAGUGAUGAGGAAACAAAUAUUAACACAUAGAUAAAUAUCUAAAAAUUUACUGUUUUAUUACAGUUAUAAAGAUCACUAAUUUUUUCCCUCAAAUAAACCAGAGGAAGACUUUGUAUCAAAAUCAUUUGCUUGGGUAUCUGUCUCAUUCGUGUUUUUGCUGUAAAGCAGUUGUCGACCAUCAGGCAUUUCAACCUGGAAAUUAUGGCGAUUUAUAAGAAUAAAGUUUUUAUCCUCACCACGUCACACUUCAUCAGCGUCUUGCAAGUGUACACCAAUCCAAUAACAUUUCUUAACAACAAUUUUAGUACAAUCAACUACAUACGUUCUUUAAGAGGUUAAUUUAUUUAUUUAAUUUUUUUUUGUAGCAUAUAGGUAACUUACAAUUUUGAUUUGGCUAUGCGUUUUCAAUUAGACAUUGAUUGAGUUAAAGUUUUUUUAAAUAGAUUUACAGAAACCAUUUUUACUAUUAAUCUUUUCUAUGAUGUUAAUACCAGAAAUAAUAUUAAUCAUCGUAAAAAUAAGUAAUUCUUUAAAAAAAUGACCAAUUAAAGAUCACUACAACAAACGAAAGGGACAAAAUAUUUCUGACUAUUAUAUAUUAAUAUUUUCCCAAACAACUUGAGAAAAUAGAUAGAUAGAUUCUUUAUUUGUAUUAUUUAUAACACAUAAAUUACAAUAAAUAAACAGGCACAAAAAGAGAGAAUAUAAAAAAGAACCGAUAAUUCACUAAAAUGUCCAUAUAAAUAAAGUAUGGGAUAUUUUCGACCUUUCAAGUUUGGAGUUUUUAAUUUUUAUAAUAUAAUAUUUUUAAUUAACAGAUUAUCUGAAAAUAAGUAGAAACUGUUAUUUUUAUUAAAAGAAAUUUAUUUAACACUUA
This is a messenger RNA of Galleria mellonella (greater wax moth), 6382 nucleotides long. RefSeq lists its product as uncharacterized. The transcript has 10 exons. Lineage: Eukaryota; Metazoa; Arthropoda; Insecta; Lepidoptera; Pyralidae. The coding region runs from base 799 to 1689 and encodes 296 amino acids. The record is from RefSeq and is a predicted model, not a curated record.